UGCCAAGUACUGGAUUGUUUUCGUGGAUGUGACCUUCUCCAACCUACUCUUCUCAAUUACUAAAAUGCUACAAAUGCACUACCAAAAUACUAAAUAAAGGACUUUGAAAUUCCAUAAAAUUCUAUGGAAUUUAUAACUCUUUUAAAAUCCUUCAAAAUCUUAAUUAAACACACCUCUCUAGGUUUUGUCAUCCAAAAACCGUCCCUGCCCUCAGAGGGUACUUUUAUUGAUACCCAAUUUUAUGUUAAGUUCACCAACUAAGAAAUUUUUGUCAUAGCUUCCCAAUGAUCCUCCACUAAUAACAUCAGAAUUUUCAAGCUUCCCCCACCCCCAACUCCGCUGCCACCUCCUCUCUUCUCACGCUGCCUCCCUCCUCCCUCCCUCUCAUUUCAUUGCACAAGUCAAUCUUUGCUAUUGACUGACUGUGUCAAACAAACAUCAUUGACUGACUUUCCUCUAAGAUAUUUUCUAAUUAAUAAUUGGAACUUCACGGAAGGUGCUUGCUUUAACCCCACUCCUAUAUUAUAAUAUGGGUAUGUAUACAACUGUCUAAACUACUACUUUUUGUCUACUAGUGAACAACUCUCUCUCUCUCUCUCUCUCUCUCUUGUACCCAUGGAAAAAAGUGGAAGCAGAUCCUUCACCUUGUCUUGGUGGCCUUUCGUUCUAGCCUUUCUUGUUCUUUGCUUUUGCAGUGAAACUUGUAACGCUAAGGAUGAUAGUAAGUCUUCAUGUACCUCCUCCUGCGGCCUUAUCCAUAACAUAACUUAUCCUUUUCGACUAAACGAUGAUCCGAAGAGAUGUGGCGAUAGAAGGUAUACUCUUUCCUGUGAGAACAACAAUAUUACAGUACUAGAUCUACAUUAUCAUGGUGAAUACUAUGGUAAAUACCACGUACAGGCAAUCAAUUACGAGAACCAAACAAUCCGACUUCGAGAUCCUGGCCUUGACAACAACAAUUGCUCUUCCCUGCCUCGAAAUUUUCCGCCUGUCAAUUUUGCUGGAGUUACAUAUUCUUCAGUUAUGUAUAUGAUUGGUCCAUAUGUUUCACUGUUUUCAACGUCAGUAUAUUACCUGAGGUGUAGAAACCAAGUAAAUUCUUCUCUGUACGUGGAUACUGCUCCAUGCUUGAAUAAUAGUGCCACUUCUUUGAUCCAACCAAAAUCUUAUAGUUAUGUCAUGGUUGACCGCCCAUAUAGCCCAAGCUAUAUGGAAGAUUUGAAUGAGGGUUGCAGAGUCGAGGGGAUGGCUCUCGUGCGGUUGGACUACUCUAGCGGGUCCUACACUAAUGACUCUUAUAGUUAUGAAUUUAUACACAGUGCAGUCAUGAAUGGCUUUGAGGUUCGAGUGUAUUGGCCUGAUGAACUAGAUUCACCCUGCAAUGGCCUCACUUCCACUGGCAAUUGUUAUCCACGCACCAUCCCAGGUUUCUUUCAACAUGCAUGGGCUAAAAUCCGUGAGUGGCCCCUCUCCAUCCAUUAUUUUCUGAGUGCAACCGUGGAUCUUGGGCACUUUCCUCGAUGGCUUCCAUUCCAUUCCAUCCAUUCCAUCGCGGUUGGAUGGGAAAUACUGAUGGGCAUCGGCUUAUUUUUUCCAGCAAGACUACUGUUUGGCAUUCCAAUUGCGGCUGUAUUUUUAGUCUAUAAAUGGCGAAGAAGACAUUUGUCAAUGUAUAGCACAAUAGAAGACUUUCUACAGCGCGAAAAGAAUUUCAUGCCUAUAAGGUACUCUUACUCGGACGUCAAGAAGAUGACUCGCAAGUUUAAGGAUAAGUUGGGCGAAGGGGGCUUUGGCUCAGUAUUUAAAGGAAAGUUACGCAGCGGCCGUUUUGUAGCAAUUAAAGUUCUGGGCAAGUCCAAAGCUAAUGGCCAAGAUUUCAUUAGUGAAAUAGCUACCAUUGGAAGGAUUCGCCAUGUUAAUGUGGUGCGACUAGUUGGUUAUUGUGUCGAGGAAUCAAAGCGCGCUCUAGUAUAUGAAUUCAUGGCUAAUGGCUCACUUGAUAAAUACAUUUAUUCCAAAGAAGGAAGUAUCCCAUUAACUAUCAACAAAAUGUAUGAGAUUUCUCUUGGAGUGGCUCAAGGGAUUGAGUAUCUACAUCAAGGUUGCGCAAUGCAAAUUCUCCAUUUCGAUAUCAAGCCUCAUAAUAUUCUUCUUGAUGAGAACUUCAAAGCAAAGGUUUCUGACUUUGGGCUAGCAAAGUUGUAUCCUGUAGAUAAUAGCAUUGUCACGCUGACGGCAGCAAGGGGGACAAUGGGAUAUAUUGCUCCUGAAUUGUUCUACAAAAAUAUUGGAGGCGUCUCACACAAGGCCGAUGUCUAUAGUUUCGGAAUGUUGUUGAUGGAAAUGGCAAGCAGAAGGAAGAAUUUGAAAACAACGGUAGAGCAUUCAAGCCAAAUCUACUUCCCACUGUGGGUAUACGAUCAGUAUAAUGUGGGAAAUGACUUGGAGAUGGACAAUGUAACAGAGGAGGAAAAGAAUGUAAUCAGAAAGAUGGUUAUAACUGCCUUGUGGUGCAUUCAAAUGAAACCAACUGAUCGCCCUUCGAUGCACAAAGUCAUCGAGCUGCUUGGAGGAGAUGUUGAACGUCUGCAAAUGCCCCCCAGGCCUUCUCUGUGCCCACAAGAGACUCCUGUGGCUGUGGGUGACAUUCAAGACCCAAUAUGUUCUAACGUAGAGCUAACAUGUUCUUUGUCAGCUAGGUGAUGAUCAAGUUCUUAGUUAUAAAAGUGAAAUAAUGUAUUAUAAACUUUAAAAAGAGGUUUAAUUAAUGAACUAUUAUUCAAGGUUUCCUC
This is a messenger RNA of Malus domestica (apple), 2792 nucleotides long. Its product is annotated as LEAF RUST 10 DISEASE-RESISTANCE proteinUS RECEPTOR-LIKE PROTEIN KINASE-like 2.1. Gene Ontology annotation, biological process: protein phosphorylation. Gene Ontology annotation, molecular function: protein kinase activity; ATP binding; polysaccharide binding. NCBI's taxonomy places the organism in Eukaryota, Viridiplantae, Streptophyta, Magnoliopsida, Rosales, Rosaceae. The record is from RefSeq and is a predicted model, not a curated record.